AACGAAGGCGCCUGCGGGCGGCGGGACUUCCGGCGUCACCUUAGCGGUGCUCCCCUCGCGGCCGUGGGCCGCGACCAGCACCUGGAGAGCCGCGUCGCGGAGGAGAGGGCCAGGGCCCCGCGUCGCGCCUGUGCACGCGCCGCGGCUCUCGGGAAUGACUCCAUCUUCCUGAGACGUGGUGUCGCCCGCUGCGGAACCGGCGCCGGAGGGUCAGGGCCUCCCGCAGGCGGCUCCCUGGUCUUUGGGCACGUUUUACACGGGGGGAGACCUAGCUUCGAAGGCUCCCCGGUCGGCCGGAGGUUCCUGCGCCCAAGGCGGGGUGGCAGGUACGGAUCUGAGCUGAGUAGGCCGAAAUUCGGCGCCUUUCGCGGCCAAGCUCCGCCAACAGCUUCCGAUGGCCGAGGAGGCGCAGGGCCUGGUGACCUUUGAGGAUGUGGCUGUGUAUUUCUCCCUGGAGGAGUGGAGGCUCCUUAAUCUGAGCCAGAGGGGCCUGUACUGUGACGUGAUGCUAGAGAACUUUGAACUUAUUGGCUCGCUGGGAUCUGCACUUUCAAGGUGCCGCGUGGCUGCCCAGCUGGAGAGGGAAGAAGAACUCUGGGUGCCCGACAUGGCGGACCCGACUCCGCUCAGCAGAGCAGAGGCCAGGAGGGAACCUGGUUGUCCGUGUAGACUGGAGGAUGGGGAAGCCCCUACAGGGGAGAGGAGGAGCUACGGCGUCCGCCUGGCAGAGAAGCCCUUGGUGCGGGGGGCAUCUGGGAUGGACGUGCUUCCCACGUUCGGUCUUCGCCAGCCCCACACCGCCCACAGCACGGGGCGGCCGCACAGGAGCCCGGGGCACGGGGAGGCCUUGCAGCCCAGCUCCGGGUGCCGCCAGCAGCCGGGAGUCCUCGCUACACAGGAGGCCUUCAAGUGCAGUGACUGCGGGAAAGCCUUCUCGAAAGCCUUUGCUCUCCUUGACCACCUGGUAACCCACCCCCAGGAGAGACCCUUUAGAUGUCCAAAAGGUGGAAAUGCCUCCAAGGAGAAAUCCACCCGUGUUAAUUGCCCAAAAAUUCGCACUAGAGAAACAUCCCAUGUGUGCACUGAGUGCGGAAAGUCCUUCCGUUAUCCCUCUAAACUGAGGAAGCACCAGAAGGUUCACAUGGGCAUAAAACCUUUCAAGUGUGAUGAGUGUGGCAAAACCUUUAACCGCAAAGACGCACUCAUUCUGCACCAGAGGAUUCACACUGGAGAAAGGCCUUAUGAGUGCGGCGAGUGUGGGAAGAACUUCAGCGUUCUGUCCACUCUCAUUCGGCACCGGAGAGUUCACAUUGGAGAAAGACCCUAUGAGUGCAGGGAAUGUGGGAAGUUCUUUAAGUACAGCCAUAGCUUCAUUCUUCAUCAGAGAGUUCACACUGGAGAGAGGCCUUAUGAGUGCAAGCAGUGUGGGAAAGCUUACGUGACCCGCUCGGGCCUCUAUCAGCACUGGAAAGUUCACACUGGAGAGCGGCCCUACGAGUGCAGCCUGUGUGGGAAGACCUUCACCACCAGGUCGUACCGCAAUCGGCACCAGCAGUUCCACACUGAAGGGCGGUCCUAUGGGUGUGCAGAAUGUGGGAAAGCCUUCAAACAUAGUUCCACCCUUCUUCAGCACAAGAAAGUGCACGCUGGAGAAAGGCCGUAGGCAGACGGGGGCUGGCGCCUCGUUCAACACGAAGGACCUCGUCCAGAAAGGAGAGGAGAGUGACCGUUUGAAAGCUAAACCGGACACGCCCCGCACAGGCCCUGGGGUGGCAGGUGCGUGGGAGGCUUUCAGGAGGUAGGUGGCCCCUGGACCUGCCUCGGCUGUUGGCAGGGCUGUCACUGCCAGUUUCUGUGACAUAAGCCAUCCCACCUGCACCACCCGGCAGGCGCCCCAGGGGCGUGUCAGGCACCGCAGUGCACACUCGUACAGUGGGACCUCUGUGGUGCCCACGGUGAGUGGCGGAGCCCAUCGUGGGCCUCAUUUGCUCCCUCCAGCUGGUUCCGGUGUGUCAAGAGUAGCUGAGCUGUGUCUACUGGGGGAUUCCAGGGAAGACUAAUCGUUCCCAUGGACGCGGUUUACGCUACACAUGGUGCCUGUCAUGGACUGAUCCAGCCCUGGAACUAUCUCACGCUUCCCUGGAAUGUAUGGUAAUAAAAGUUUUACUGUUUAAGCCAGCUCUAAUAUUGGGGGCUCUGGUCACUGUAUGUGAAGGGAUUGAGAACGAAACUGGGCUCGUGCGUAGAGACUGGCGUCUGUGGUAAGGAGUCCCUGACUUUUGUUGCCUUACUGGAGGUAGCAGGAUGUUCACCUCAUGGCCGUCACCCUGGUCCCGAAAGAAUGAAGAUCUUGUGGUCCUGGGAUGUGGCCAGUGUUCCUGGUGUCUCUGCACACUAUGGGCAUUCAUUGUCUGGCUGCCAGGGUCCCAGGGCGCAAAGGAAAGAUGUUGUUGAAUCAACAUAUGGGCCCAUAUCCUCUGGUUUAUGGGGUCUUUUGACUUAAAAAGUUUGGAAACUAAUUUCCCAAAAGGUCAAUAAAAUGUCAGUUCAGCAAAA
Messenger RNA from Suricata suricatta (meerkat), 2556 nucleotides. RefSeq names its product zinc finger protein 584 (gene ZNF584). The transcript has 4 exons. NCBI's taxonomy places the organism in Eukaryota, Metazoa, Chordata, Mammalia, Carnivora, Herpestidae. Gene Ontology annotation, biological process: negative regulation of transcription by RNA polymerase II. Bases 395 to 1663 code for a protein of 422 amino acids. The record is from RefSeq and is a predicted model, not a curated record. Gene Ontology annotation, molecular function: DNA-binding transcription repressor activity, RNA polymerase II-specific.